Molecule: messenger RNA, 1170 nt
Organism: Rotaria socialis
Lineage: Eukaryota; Metazoa; Rotifera; Eurotatoria; Philodinida; Philodinidae
Source: the annotation of a GenBank genome assembly
AUGAAACUCUGUUUGAACGACAGUAAUUGUAUCAACAAUGGACAAUGCGUUUCAGGCAUUUGCGUUUGUACCAGCCAACAUUUCACUGGUAAACACGAUGAACAUCGAUAUAAUUCACUUACAUUACCUAUGGUUGGAGCUAUUGUUCAUGAUAUUCCAUCAUCCUAUCAUGUCUAUAUUUUUAUCUGUAUUAUCUUAACUUUUAUCGGUUUAAUCAGUAGUAUUUUAUCUUUCAUAACAUUCAUUCGUGGUCGUGUUCGAUAUACUGUAUGUGGAGUUUAUUUAAUCACGUUUUCAAUAUGUGCUAUAAUAUUGAUGAUAUUAUUUAUAACAAACAUCAUUAUUACUAUUCGAUAUGAUAAUUAUUUACUUCGUUUAUGGGCUUGUCACGGUCAUCCGUAUCUAUUUCUUGUUAUGAUCAAUAUGAGUAUUCUCAUGACUGUUGGCAUUGCUAUUGAGAAUGUAUUGGUUCGAUAUUUUACAUUUGACAGAUUUCGUUCUCGUAAAUGUUCUGUUUUUAUUGUUCUCUAUCUUUUCGUUCUUGGCUUUGCAUCAAAUCUUGAUAAGGUACUUACUCGAAAUUUAAUAUCGGAUCAAUUAGGUCAGUUCUAUUGUACUUAUGACUAUCGUAAAACUAAAUUUUGGUUUUAUAUUAAUAAUUCUAUAACGUAUUUUUAUAUGAUUAUUCCAUGUGUAAUUCAUACCAUAUUUAUUCUAUUUAUUAUCUUUGAAAUAAUAAAACAAAAACAAAAAUCUUAUCGAAAAAUAUUUACACGCAUGGAUAUUCUUUUACCAUCAUUUGUUGUUAUUUUAUGUUUGUGUACGUAUGGUACAAUUCGAUAUUUAUUAGAUUCUUGCAUUAUAAAUUCGAAACUAUUAUAUAUUCGACUGCAUAUUGCAUGUUUAUUAAUUCUUUAUAUACCACAAAUAUUUAUAUUUGCACUUUAUGUACUACCUAAUAAGUCUUAUCUACAAGAAUUCAAAAAAACAUGGAUAUAUCAAGUAUUAUGUUAUUGCCUUGGAUAUAAAAAACUGCAAACUAUAGAAUUUCAAUCAAUUAAUAAAUUAUGGCAUCGACGACAUUCAUUAGAAAGUGUAAUGGCAAUAUCGACUCUCAAUGACUAUUUACUUAAUAGUGAGAUUUAUAAAAAUAUUAAAUUGGAAGUUUAA